AUGGAUGACUGUAAACACCCUGAUAUAGUCCGUUCUAACUCCUCUUCUGAUGAGAAAUCAUUGGAAAUUCAACUAUCCAAUCAUACAGCUGCAUUUAAGCCAGAAGUUCCAGAUGCUGGACGCAGUUCUGUCAGUUCAUUCAGUAGCACUGGUUGUAGCAAGAAAAACUCAAGUUCCACUCAGGAGCCAGACACAAAAGCCAGGAGGUCUAAUGUUGGCCUAGUUAAUUCCCUUGGUAAUGAUCUUCUGCAACCCAAAGCAUCAGUCGCCAGAGAAGGAAGUAGAGCAAGCUGUUUCUAUAAACAGGAUUCAGUUUUUGCACAAGAAAGUACAAAUGUGCCUGAUGGUCCACUUCAUAACAGACCAUGGCAGCAUGUUUUUUCCUCCCGACAAAUUCCUUCUCCAGUUAUUGAAACAUCUCUGACUAGCAAGGAGAAUGACCCAAAUCAUAUCCCCCGAUGCUCUGAGAAAGGACAGGAAGCUCGUAGUCGGUUCAGUAGCAGUGGGUAUGGUACAGGGUCUGGUGAAAGCUCUCAGGGAACUUCGGCUUCUAAAACCUCUGUUCAUUCGUCUCAUGAUACAUCUGUUCAUUUGUCUCAAGAGUCAUCCCCAGUAGAUACACUUCUGCAGAGGGCUGUGGGAAAUAGCAAUGUUGCCAGGGAUGAACCUAAAAAUGCUGAAGUUUCAAAAGCUGCUUCACCAAACACUGCAGUAUCAAAUAGUGGAGUCAGUCUCCAUAUAGAAAACCCAGAUUCCUUGAAACCGGCAUUCCUGUGUACAGGCUAUUCUAGCAAGGGUGCAGCAGAUGAGUCACUAUCAUCAAAGAGAGUCUUAACAACCCAUGGUGUUAAGCAUUCCUUUAGUGUUGGUAUAAAUGGUCCAGGUGUGACUUCAGAACUUCAAACUGCUGAAUACAAGCUGCAGAAUAUUUCAGUGAAUAUAAACCCUCAAAAAAUUGAGAGACAAAGUUCUUCUGUAGGUGGACAAAAUCUCAGGCAGCCUCAAAUGAAUCCUGCAAUACAGAAUCUCACAAGUUCUCAGGCGGGUGCUGUAUCACCGAGCAUGAAGCACUCGCUGUCAAGUACUCUGCUGCAAAACACAGGACAAACUCAGGAGAGUUUAGACCAGCAAAGACAAUCUCAGAUAAAUAUUAAUGAUGGCAUAAUUCAAAGUCCCCAGACUGGAGCUACUUGUAUAUACCCCAUGGGUCUACGGCAACAAGAAGCUCUUGUAUCUAAUGGAAAGUUGAAUGCAAGUUAUGAUUGUCAGAACCAGGCGAGGCUGUUGUCUAUCCAACACCACCCACCCAGCAGUGGUAGUCUGGGCUGCACCACUGCCCCUAUGAGCUCAUCAUCCAGUAGUGGCAGCUACUUGGUUCCUUUGAGUGUAGAGAACAAAUGGGCUGCUGAGCCAUCACAUGCUUCUCUAGCAAAGUGUUUGUUGUUGCAGUCAGGCUCAGUUGCUUCAGAAAGUUCCGAAGAAAGCCGCUACAAUCUUGAGUCCCUCUUGAAGUCAGGAAAUCAGUUGAUUCACAAAAAUGUUCAUUCAUCUGAUGCCGGACACUUUCCAGUUUUUCAUCAACAACUGCCGGAGAGUUUAAAUCGUUCAGUUUUGGCAGAGAUGCUUUCAAAUGCGUCAUCAACAAAUGAUGAGCUGCCUGGAAGAGACCUUUACCUUUGGGAGAAACUUCAAAGGAGCGUUAGAUGUAAUGAGAUUAACUGCAGUGUUCCUGAGUGUGCUCAGAUCAAGGCCAUCAUCACAGCUCUAGAAAACGAGAGAUGUAAUGUGUCGUCACUGACCAGCAGUUUCAAGAAUUUACUUCUGACAAUGUUUAACCACAUGGCUUAUGUCUGCGACCACCCCAAGUGCCCGUUUCUCUGGUGUGGGGAGCGCAUAGAUAACCUUGACCUGACUCCAGACGAGUGUCUGUUGAUUAUGAAACAACGAAUGGAAAAUUUUGCAGAACAUUGCAGACUGUUAAGGAGCCCAGUCAAGUAUAUGAAGUUGAAAACAUCAUUUCCCUACAACUCUAUGCCUGAGGAAGAUCUGCACUGGAUAAGGUUGUGCAUGAUGGGCACCUCCAGAAGGACUUUGCUGGUCAAACCGCUCCAGUUCAAUAGCUCUGACCCUCUCUCUGACAGCGAAUACUGGGUCAUUAAAAAGGUUUACUUAACAGAUGAAGGAGAUAACUGGAGUGUGUACUCAAGACUGAGAGAGGUGAAACACAGAUCUGUGGUUUCGAUGUUGUGGGCUGCUGCCUUUGAAGACCAUUUGCUUGUAUGUUCUGUGUAUGAGGGUUUCUCACUGAAUGAUUACCUUCCUUCAUUACCAUCCUCUCAGAGUCGAUUCAUUCCGGUGUUCUGCAUCAUGCAGCAGCUAAUUUCUGCCGCACGACAUAUCAGCUCACUGGGAAUAGUUUACCUCAACUGGACCAGUGAAAAUAUCCUGGUGACCUACCAUUCAGAAACAUACUUUCUCGUCAAACUGAGCAACUUCUCCUGUUCUGUACUGCUGGAGCGUCCUGAUGGCAGGCGGCCAUCUUACGAUGGCGGAUACCUGCGGUUGGCUCUUCCUUGGCAUGUCGUUACACCAGAGCUGAAAAAUGACUUCAAGGUUGAAUACGUCAGCGACGUAUGGGGAAUCGGUUGUUUGCUUCAUGAGCUAGCUACGGGAUAUUCUGUCUGGCAUGAGCACCGACACCAGGAUUUUGUUGCAUCAUUGGUUGGGACUCAACCCCAGGUACCUCGCACCUGUCCUGAGUUGUCAGAGAUGUUUACGGCUUGCUGGCAGCUGGACCCAAGCAAACGAGUACCAAUGAAUGACCUUGAGAUUAUGUUGAUACAAGCUUUCAGUCAUCAUUUGGGAAGCUAA
Molecule: messenger RNA, 2871 nt
Organism: Candidula unifasciata
Lineage: Eukaryota; Metazoa; Mollusca; Gastropoda; Stylommatophora; Geomitridae
Source: the annotation of a GenBank genome assembly